Xylaria bambusicola is the source of this 1589-nucleotide messenger RNA. RefSeq lists its product as uncharacterized. NCBI's taxonomy places the organism in Eukaryota, Fungi, Ascomycota, Sordariomycetes, Xylariales, Xylariaceae. The coding region runs from base 404 to 1360 and encodes 318 amino acids. The transcript has 2 exons. The record is from RefSeq and is a predicted model, not a curated record.
UUAUUAUUAUACAAUCACACCCUAGGGGCCGGCUUAUCUGUUGUCAGUAUUAUGUUCAGCAUCCCAACUCUCAGAUCCAGCUCACACGUCGUCCCCAACUUAUAAGUGACUGUCCGUACACUUGUUAUCUCUCUGUGAACCAUACAGUUUACAACAACCUUCAACCCUUGUUCCUCUGCACCACCUCAUCGAGGAUAUUAGCAUGCCUACACUUCCCUACAGGUAUCACCCUAUCUUCACCGGUCAUUGGACUCUGCCACAUAGAGAACUUAGAUGAGCAUCAACUGAUUUCGAAAAAACAACCAAGCCUGUCACGGUGAGCCAGCUGCUUGCUUCAAUGGCCCACAUUGAAUGGGUCACCUAAUGCGCAUUCGUUGAGAAGUUGGCAGUCCUUUCAAGACAAAUGACCAUGGCGUGUGAAAAUCUAUUUCGGACUUUGGUACGGAACUAUCGUUCACUGAAGACCAAUUCACUUGUCCAAUCUCCCAAUGUGGAGUUGAAGGCAUACAAACCUCCUAUCAUCAUCCGUGAGAUUAAAGGAGAAUACAUGGGAGAGCCUCAUGUCAUCAAUGACAUAGCAUUGCUUGGGGACGAUAAUACUGGGAGAGAAUAUCGCUAUCCUGCGCACGGGGUUGUUGUUUCCCGAAAGGAUGCGGAUGAUUUCCCUGUGUGGGUUUGUCUGGAACAGAACGAACAUUUGAAGCCCAAUCACCUGAGGGUCUUCAACCUGUUUACCUUCAAGUUCUUGACGGUGCCCAUAUCAACGAUCUGCUGGGUUCCUAGCCACAAGGCGCGAGAUGAUGAACUAUACACGAUGAUCGGAAGUCCUGGGAGACACGGUUAUAAAGAGAUACGCCUACCGAUGAUAGUUCAGAAAUUAGGUCUCCCAUCGCAAGCAAAAUUUGCCGUUCCUGCUUCGAGUAUACCGCUUACCAAACUAGAGCAGAAUCAACAGCAUGCUCUUUUUGACAAGCAAUAUAAGAGUAUAAAACUGCUGUACGGGGUCUGUCCACUCAUGAAAACUGAUAUCUACGGUAUCAGACAAUGGCCAUCUUACACGACUUUCAAUAGAGCCGUGCAGUUUCCCCGUUUGUAUCAUCAGGAUCAUAUAUUAAACAUCCAAGAAAACACUGGGUAUGUUCGUCAGAACUCAAUAAGUGAGCUUCAGAGGCAAAGACCAGAGGUGUUUUGCCGGUGCUCUUGUCGCUAUCCAGGGCUUAGACCUACCUAUGUAGAUCGUAGCCCAUUGCACAAGCAUAUCACAGAUGGUCAAUGCAGUCUCGAGUCGUCGCAUCAAGCCCACUGCGUCUUUGCGACGCAUCGACUAGUGCAUUGCGUGGCCGGUAGCUCGAUAGCGUAACAUGGGCAUUGUAUCCCGGACGAAAGCCACGUCAUGGCAAUUGACCCCAUGUUGGCCAACAUCGACCAGCCCGCGGUCGGCGUCAGUGUGAACAUUUCAGAACAAGAAACGCAUAUGGCUGUAAUUGAAACACAACGCGAAACCAACGACGAUGCCGAAUUCAUAUCGCUCCCUUGUGAGCUUGAGAGGAUUGCUGGCCAGGCUUGUUUCCGUGACAGUGACAAGGUGC